Molecule: messenger RNA, 2582 nt
Organism: Trematosphaeria pertusa
Lineage: Eukaryota; Fungi; Ascomycota; Dothideomycetes; Pleosporales; Trematosphaeriaceae
Product: catabolite repression protein creC
Exons: 9
Coding region: 383-2248 (621 amino acids)
Biological process (GO): carbon catabolite repression of transcription
Cellular component (GO): cell division site; cell tip; nucleus
Molecular function (GO): protein binding
Source: RefSeq, a predicted model, not a curated record
UGCGUGCCACCCCGAGAGCUCUGCCGCGCGUCUCUCCACCACGGGCGCAACUCGCUGAAGCCGUUAGACACGCUGCAACGGUUGAAUACAGGGCAUCCUGUGAGGCGCCGCGCCCCCAAAGCUAGCCUCCGCACUCCUCCAGGCCCAUCGGUUGCGGAUUCCGGGGUCCGGCACGUCUCCAACACGGACGGCCUGUGGCUCUAAGCGCACACGUCUCUAAUUGCCAUAUAUCGCCCUGCACCCCUCAUCCUUCGUCUGCACCGCUGCCCUGGUCCAAAUGCUCUGAAGUGCUGUCAUCCGGCCCUGCGCUCUGGCCCAGAACGACGCGGACGACUGCUGAUUGAUUGCGCCUCGUCUGCGACCAUAUUGCAGCGCAUCAGCAAUGUUUGUGCUCCCUCCGCCGCCGAGAUACCCUGCGGCUGGCUACCCAGGCGCGCCCGGUACCCAGCUUAUCGAGACCAACAACACCCUCACGCACCCCACUGGGCCCGAGAACCAAUUGGUCGUGGGAGAAGGAACCUACGUGCUCAGAGACGACCUCCACCUAGCCACGCCGCCGCCGCAUCCCUCAGAAGCGCCCGUCCACAACCCGAACCCGCUCGCGACGACGAUAUCGCCGCCCAGUGCCGGCACCAAGCUCUCCCUCGUCGUGCUCGCGCCCCGCCUGCAGUCGAAUUCGCGCUUAUACAGACUCGAUACCUCCACCAGCACACGCUCCCAAGUCCCGCCCAGCAUCCAAGAAUCGCCGCAUGAGAGCACUAGCCAGGCCAGCGACUCGGGCUCGCACAGCGCAAAUGGCAUCGCGCCCACGCCGCUCGAGGGUCUUCACGCGCCGGCCUUUGGCUCGCAGAAUCCGUCGCUAGCUGUGCUAAAUGGAAAAGACACCAAGGAUCCGCUCAAGAAGCGCAAACCCAAGAGCAAUAUUGUCAAGAGCAAUUCCUCCUUUGUUUCGCGAGUCAUCCCCCACGAGGCUCUAUCGAAGCGGCUGCAGGAGCACAACCCCAACGGUCUAUAUGCCUUUGCGAACGUCAACCGCGCGCUGCAAUGGCUAGACCUGACCUCGCCCACCAAGGAGGAGCAUCUGACAAAGAUAUUAUUCACCAAGGCACACGCGCUAUGCCACGAUGUAAACCACAUCAGCAAAGCUCCGAAUCAUAUUGAUUUUGUCAUGGGAUUCUCAACCGGCGAUGUCAUCUGGUAUGAGCCCAUGUCGCAAAAGUAUGUCCGGAUCAACAAGAAUGGAGUAAUCAACGGGUCCGCGGUUUCAGAUAUCCGGUGGCUGCCUAACAGCGAAAACCUCUUCCUCGCGGUGCACAUGGACGGCAGCUUGGUUGUUUACGACAAGGAAAAGGAGGAUGCGCUGUUUGUUGCGGAAAACCAAGCCGAGUCGGGGGACCUGGCGGCGCACGAAAAGGAGAAGAAGGCGGCUCUCACGGUGAAGAAGUCGGUCAACUCCAAGAACCAAAAAACGAACCCGGUCGCGUACUGGAAGGUGUCAAACUCCAAGAUUAAUGCGUUUGCGUUUUCUCCCGAUUGCCGGCACAUUGCCGUGGUUUCUGAGGACGGGUCCUUCCGCAUCAUUGACUUUCUUAAGGAACAACUACUACAUCAGUACAUGAGCUACUACGGGGGGAUGCUCUGCGUCUGCUGGUCGCCGGACGGCAGGUACAUUGUCACCGGAGGCCAGGACGAUCUCGUCUCCAUCUGGUCGCUGGAGGACAGCAUGCUCGUGGCGCGCUGCCAGGGGCACAACUCGUGGGUCACGGCGGUGCAGUUCGAUCCGUGGCGGUGCGACGAGCGCAACUACAGGAUAGGAAGCGUCGGGGAAGAUUGUCGGUUGCUGCUGUGGGACUUUAGCGUGGGGAUGCUCCACAGACCUAGAGCGGCAUCGGUGAGACAGCGGAACAGCGUUACCUCAGCCACGCUCAAGAUGCAGCGCAGCCGAACUGAGGGCUCCACUACGCGGCUGCGGUCCAAUUCCAAUCUCACGUCCGGCAGCGUGCUGGACGAGGAAGAGGUGGUGCAUCCGGUGGAACCUCGGGCGCGAACGGCAAUGCUGCCCCCUGUCAUGGCGAAAACAGUGGACGAGCACCCGCUCUGCUGGCUCGGAUUCGAGGAAGAUUGUAUCAUUACAUCGUGCAACAGCGGCCACAUCCGAACGUGGGACCGCCCCAAGGAGGGCGCCGGGAGCGACGAUGCGCCGUCGACGACGUCUGCGAGCGCGAGCGCGGGUGCAAGCAAUGCGUAGGAGGCAGCACAAGGACGAAGGGGGGAUUGUGUCUUGGGGUUUGGUUGUUUACCGGCGGUGGCCGGGAGAAACAGGGUUGACGCAGCGGGCAGCCAUCCCCUGGUGUUUGGCAUGGCAUUUUGUUUGGCCCGGAUUGUCCCGACCGUGCCAUGUGCGCCGCUUCCGUCAUUCAGCCCUGCGCUCGCAUCGCCCUUGACUCGCAUGCGUGCAUCUUGUACAACAACUGCUUCUGCGUCCGGGGCGCGCAUCCGCCUUUAGCCGUCCAUGUCUCGUCUCGCGGCCGGAUGUAGGAGGCACAUGGCCCGUAGAGAGACAAAACGCUUCCAUUAUCGCG